Solea senegalensis (Senegalese sole) is the source of this 2687-nucleotide messenger RNA. RefSeq names its product actin-binding LIM protein 1-like. Gene Ontology annotation, biological process: cilium assembly; lamellipodium assembly. Gene Ontology annotation, cellular component: stress fiber; actin cytoskeleton. The record is from RefSeq and is a predicted model, not a curated record. The transcript is spliced from 8 exons. The coding region runs from base 74 to 1225 and encodes 383 amino acids. Lineage: Eukaryota; Metazoa; Chordata; Actinopteri; Pleuronectiformes; Soleidae. Gene Ontology annotation, molecular function: actin filament binding.
CACACACGCUGAGUCAGUCACAAAGUCUUAGAGAGAAACCUAAUAGCUGACAUUCAUCGUCACACUGUGCUUCAUGGUUUCUCACCUGGGAUCCAUCUGCAGCCUCGGCUGUUUGGCUGAAAGUGUGGACAUGAGCAUGACGAGCCCUCUCAACCUCAGCAGUCUGGGCCGGAUCUGCGGCUCCAGUCACAGCAAGGAAACGGUCAUUUUGGACCGGGUCAAGAGGAAGAACUCUGUCAGGCGCAUGUCAAUCAUUGAAGACGGUGAAAUUGCAGAAGUUCUCUAUCUCAUACCUAAACAAUCCAUGAUGGAGCAGCUGCCUUUCCUCAACCCCGACGACUACAUCCUGUGUGAAAAGAUGGCUGCUAUUCCUGCAGAGCUGUCAGUGCUGCCUGCUCUGGACGGCUGCUACCCAAGACCUUUAGGACCAAAGCAGGCCAUCCUGUGCUUCAGAUGUGGGGAACAAUGCAAAGGAGCUGUGGUUCAGGUCCACAACACUCACUUACACAUGAAGUGCUUUAACUGCAAGGUGUGUGGCUGUGACUUGGCUCAGAGUGGCUUCUUCAUGAAGAACAGUGACUAUCUCUGUCCAGUGGACUUCCAAAGACUUCAUGGCACGCUCUGCAACAGUUGUGGUGACUCAGUAGAGGGGGAGGUGGUCACGGUCUUGGGGAAGACCUAUCAUCCGGCCUGCUUUGUGUGCAGUAUUUGCAAGCAGCCAUUUCCAAUGGGGGACUGUGUGACCUUUAAUGGAAAAGACUGUCUCUGUCAUCGCUGUAUUCACCCUGGGUCCUCUGCUCCUAAUGACAUCAACUAUUCUGACUGCACUGGCUGUGGGAGAGACAUCAAAAAUGGUCAGGCUCUGUUAGCCCUGGGUGGACAGUGGCACCUCGGCUGCUUCAAGUGCAAAACCUGCAGGAAAGUGCUGAGUGGAGAAUACAUCAGCAAAGAUGGUUCUCCCUACUGUGAGAGAGACUACCACAGUCAGUUUGGAGUGAGGUGUGUGGCAUGUCACAAAUUCAUUACAGGAAAAGUCCUUGAGGCAGGGAAUAAACAUUACCACCCAGGUUGUGCAAAAUGCAGCCUGUGUGACAACAUGUUCACAGAAGGAGAGGAAAUGUUUCUACAAGGGUCAACAGUUUGGCACCCGCACUGCAGAGACAACAGCAGAACUGAGGACGGUUACAAGGCAGGUCAACUUAAAGGGAUAGUGCAUGUUUUUUAAAGUAUGAUUGUAUGAGGUACACUCGCCUGAGACGUGAAGGCUGGCUCUUAAUUAAAACAAGGCUGCUAAUGGGGACACAAGUAAAAACAGAUUUGAAUCACUCAACGAAAGAAAUAUGUCUUAAGAAUAGUUUGCUGCUUUAUCUCAAUGGUCCCACGUAGAAACUAAAGUUUGUUUUGCUGUAUAAACCACACAUUGCUCCAUAAAUUCCAAUGAAAUCUUUAGUUUAGUUUUACUUUUACUGAUGCAUUCUUACCAAACAAGGAAGCAGCACAAGAUACAAGACAUAGGGUUCACUGUCAUAUGCACAAUUAGCCAUCAAUAAAUAAAGAUGUGUAGUAGGAGUCUGGAAAAGGUCACAAUAGAGCUCCCAAAGUUUGCACUCAGCACCAGGUUAGCUGGAAAAACAUUCAGUUCACUGUGACUUCCAAAGAGAAUCCACAGAGACCAAGCACAAAAAUCACAUUUUAUGUAUUCAUUUAUUCAUUUCGAACAUGUAAUUUGUACAAAAAACAAAGAAAAAAGAACAUAUUUCAUGUUUGAAGGUAAAAAUAACAGCUGUAAGCAGACAACAGCUGCAGGCCAACCUGUUUCAUGGUUUUAUACCCAAAGUUAACUAAAUGUUAUUCUAUAACGAAAAAAAGAAAGAAUUGACUUCAUACAAAGCCAGAACUUCCCAGCGUCUGCGUCAGACUCCUGUAGAAACAUGACGUGUCGAGAUUGUGGAGGACUUUGCUUAGCAGCCUGUGACUAUAUUAUUAUAAAUGGCUUAUCUAAGGCUAUGAAAAUUAUACAGUUAUUAUUAUACAGCAAUUUUACAACACCGGUGACAUUUGUAAGGAUAGUCAAUUAGAUUUUUGCUAAUAUAGCUCCAGAAAUACUACAAACUAACUUUCACCAGGACUGACUGUUGACUGUAGGAAAAUCAUCCUUAAAUUGUUUAGUGGGGAUGGAUCUAACGGACGAGUUGAUGGUCUGGAUGAUGUUAGCUUAGAGGGCUCUAUGGGGGAGGAAGAGUCUAAAAUAGAGGUCUCAAACGUGGGCCCCCCAAUCAAUUUCAUGCAACCCACGACUUAAUAUCAAGGUAAAAUGACUUAUUUCUGUAUUAUUUUUGUGAUUUAUACAUUCAUUAAUUGACAACUGUAUAUGUUGUUCCAUAAUAAAAAAAACAGCAACACUAUUUUGAAAUUCAUUGAAAAAUCAUCGUUAUUGUGACAUCAUGAUGGAAGACCUUGCCCACUCCGACAGUACCGCUGGACUUGUUUCACUUGAGCAGACCAGAUGCUCAUUGGCCCCUGGGUCAUUUGAGUUUGAGAGCCCUGGUCUAAAUGCAUACCUGGUGUUUCAGUGGCUUCUACAGUGAAUCCGUAACACUACCAAGGAGGAGGUGGUUUAUUUUGCUAUAUAGAAUGUCAUCUUAGAGCUUUGUUACGAUCCCAACGACUGCUUUUUCCUUUAGUGU